AUCAACACUUGAAGCUAUGGCUGCAGGAUUACCGCCUAUUGUCACAAAAUAUGGUCCUGCAUUAGACUUUUGUCCAGAUGAAUGUGCUUAUUAUAUAGAUGCAAAAGUCACCGAAUGUUUUAGAAAUCCUUGCGGAAAAAUGAGUGUGUUUGGAUCAAAAACUGCAAUACAACCAAUAUGGGCAGAACCGAACAUUCAAUCAUUAUCACAAAAUAUGUAUCAAGCAUAUACUAAUCGAACAGAACUUAAAAGAAAAUCUCAAACAUGUCGAAAACAUGCAGAAUAUUAUACUUGGGAUAAAGUAGCAGACAAAAUUUUUAAAAGACUAUCUCAAAUAACUCAUUGA
Molecule: messenger RNA, 346 nt
Organism: Adineta steineri
Lineage: Eukaryota; Metazoa; Rotifera; Eurotatoria; Adinetida; Adinetidae
Source: the annotation of a GenBank genome assembly